AUGGCACUGACCGCUGCAUCCAGCAGCUAUCAGUUGUCACAGAUGCUCCUUCGGAGGAGCACGGGCAUACUCUCCAAAUCAAUACAAGCGUGGCCCUUCCACAACCUCAUCUCCGCAUCGAUCGCAAUACCCUCGAUCGCGACAAGUAUCCCAAGCCUCAUUUCAGACAUUUGGGAAAGUAUCCUGAGGGCAGUUCCCAAAAAGAAGACGUCGCACAUGAAAAAGAGACACCGACAACUAGCUGGAAAAGCUCUGAAGGAUUCGAAACAAUAUCUCGCACUCCACUCAAUCGAUGAAGCCCAUACGACGGACAUUUUUGCCCUUGCGGUGACUCAAACCCAAAUCCUUACAGGCUCGGGCGAGUCCUCAAUCAAAAUCUACUCUACAACUGAGGAAGGUUUCCCAAUCGCUCAGAUCCUGAAAGAUGCCCAUAAACUCGGUUGCCACCACAUUAGCACAGACCGCGACACUGGAACAAGAGCCGUGAGUGUCGGUUUUGGCGGCGAGGUCAAAAUAUGGAGAUACGAGGAGGGCAAGUGGAAGGACGACGGGGAUGUUGAUGUCGGCCCAAGAAAAAAAACAGGAGAGAUUUGGGCCGUGUGCUUAUCUUCUGACGGAAAUUUCGUUGCUGGCACAACUCAUGAUGGACGAGUGAACGUAUGGGAUCUGGCAAACAGCACUAGCCGCGAGAAGAUCAGGGAAUUCGAGACGAAAGGGAGUUUCGGGAUGUCUGUAGACAUGUCACCAGAUGGUCGAUUCAUAGCCAGCGGCCACGAGUCCGGAGCCAUCUACCUGUUCUCGACAGCCACGUCUCGUUUGCUGCACUCGCUUCCCGGUCUCAUCAAGCCCGUCCGCACCGUCAAGUUUUCUCCCGGCUCCACUCUCCUAGCAGCAGCUGGCGACGCACGGAUCAUCUCACUCUACGAUCCCGCAUCAGGCGAACAAAUCGUCAAUCUCAGCGGGCAUGCUGCUUGGAUCACAGACCUUGAUUGGAAUCACAAUGGUCAGUAUGUCUUGAGUGGAAGUUUGGACGGCAAGGUGAAAGUGUGGGAUAUCGAGCGACGAGUUUGUGUUGCGACGCACGGCGAGAGUGAACAGGGUCUAUGGUGUGUCAAGUGGCAACCUAAGGGCGAGACCAGCGUCGAGAGACAAAAGGCGGAGAGAUUUAUCACCGUGGGCAGCAACAAGGCCAUCGCCAUCUACCGGGAAGCUACAGGGGGAUGA
Molecule: messenger RNA, 1224 nt
Organism: Fonsecaea erecta
Lineage: Eukaryota; Fungi; Ascomycota; Eurotiomycetes; Chaetothyriales; Herpotrichiellaceae
Exons: 4
Coding region: 1-1224 (407 amino acids)
Cellular component (GO): Cdc73/Paf1 complex
Molecular function (GO): protein binding
Source: RefSeq, a predicted model, not a curated record